Molecule: messenger RNA, 1485 nt
Organism: Coprinopsis cinerea okayama7#130
Lineage: Eukaryota; Fungi; Basidiomycota; Agaricomycetes; Agaricales; Psathyrellaceae
Exons: 2
Coding region: 1-1485 (494 amino acids)
Source: RefSeq, a predicted model, not a curated record
AUGCAGGCAGCCCCCCAACCGUAUCUCACGAAGCUACCUAACGAGAUACUGUCCGACAUUGCAGAAUGCGUCAAGGAAAUCAGUCUACGUGAAGAGGGUGAUUACAACCCGCUGAAAACAAAACUAAGCAGAUUUAACUUCGAGGCUGAUGUGAAGGCACGACAAGCAACCACCGCUCUCGACCAAUGCUGCCUUGUCUCGAAGCGGUUCCACGACAUAUUUCGACCCUUUCUCUUUAGCUACGUGAACGUCAGUUGCUGCGUCUCUGGCUCGGGGGGUAGUACCAAGUUCGUCUCUGCAUUGGAGUUGAUUCAGGGGCUGCGAAGGCUACUCGAGCAUCGACCAGAGAUCGGUCUCUGGAUUCGGGAAAUACGGUUUUCCAUCGAUGACGAGGUCGAUGAUUUGCUUAUGGGGCAUACAAGCGUUCAUCCAGACUUCGUGGCGAUGCUUUCAAAGAUGCCAGCCCUUACCGCCUUCAAGUUCGACGGGUAUAUGGUGGGCGCUUCAUGGGGUGCCCUGCACCCUAGCAUUCGGGACGCAUUGCGAGAGGUAUGCCAGCUAGAUACCAUUCAAGAGCUCCGCGCUGCAACGCGGAUCAUCCCCAUGGAUGUGCUCAUGUCUUCACCUGCGCUCCGUAACCUCCAACUCUUCGCCACAUCCACUGCCUUCGAAGAGGACGACAGUCUUGAAGACGCUCCCUUGAAUCCAUCAGAAGAGAACUCGGCAUCUGCAGCAGAUGUGUCGCUUCGAGUUGGUCGCCUGCCUGGGAUUCAAUCGCUCGUUUGCACCGACUCGGAACGUCUAGAAAGUCACCUUCCGCACCUCUGCGCCAAGUACUCGCCCGCUUUUCAAGACCUGCGAAGCCUCCUGCUCGUUAGCAAUAUUCCCACUUCUCCAUUGGUACUAGACCUUGUUCAAAAAUUCCUUCGUCUGACUGGAAGCAACCUCCAAGAACUUCAAAUCCAAAUAGAAUACGGCUUUAGCUUCAUUCGCCCUCUGGACCUUACACCGCUGACACAACUUCGGAGGAUCAAGCUGCGUUCCAAACGCGAGGGGGGCGUGUAUGCUAACGACCCGCCCAAGUCUGACGACGAGACAUUCGUUCAGAUGCUCGUUCAGACCCUCAAGACACUCGAAGGUGCUCUUCACAUCGAAGAGAUUGACAUUUGGGUUGUUUGGGAACACUACCAAGAUUCGCAUAACGCUGAAGAUGGGCAUGGACGUCAUCCAGAUAUCCUUCGCCGCUUGGAUUCAAGUCUGGGGUGCUUUGCGGAUAGAGCGCGGUAUCCUUCUUUGCAGAGCGUGGUGAUUCGCAUGCUCUGCGUAUGCAUGAAUCUUUCCGGGGAACCCUGGGAGGAGGUAGACGAGCCGGGUGAUUUGCCUCGGAAAGACUUGCUCCCUACGCUGCACUCUGACGACCGUUUCCGGCUCGAUGUAUUCAACGAAGUGGAGGUCGAUGAAUGGGACGAAUUUGACCUAGCUUGA